AUGAAAGAAAGCGAGCCAACAGCGUUAGAACAUCAUUCAUAUCUCAUUGAACACCAGGUCCUUGACUUUCUUGACAAAGAUGCGCCUUAUCAUGAAGUUAAGCAACCAGCGCUUCAUCCUGUUAUCACAAAGCAUAUUGUCAGUGACCAGAGCAGGCAAAAAGCCGUUGCUUCUCUUCAACAAACGCCGUCGUCUCUACCACUCCGCUAUCUGUCCUCACCACAAACACCACCUAAUAACCAUUCUUUAUUCAAUACCUUGCAACAGGGCAUUAACUACGACAGAGCCAGGAACGAGACCGAGACCGAGGUCAAGCCCUUUAGUAUGGAGCAUGAACCCUCACCACCUUCACAUCCACCUGUGGUUGAGCAAUGGCGAGGAGAUAUAAUCGACAAGACAGAACCCUCACCGUCGAUCCCUUCUAUCGACAAGAUACCACUCUUUCAAUUGAAUCAACAAAAUAUAGGGAAAGGAAUCACUUUUUCAUCCUCUAACGAUCCUCGACCUGUGACAGUGAAGGCGAUAGUGCAGAACGAAUCUUUGACUGAUGUUCGUAAAGAGCUCAUUGGGCAGCGAUCAAUGCAUCAAAGCCAAAAUCGAAGCCAAAACCAAAGCGAAGCAAGCGGCAGCAACAGUAUCGUCGCUACGAAUGAUGCCUCAAAGAACAACACAGAAUACAGUCUAGAUCCUCAUCCACGCACAACCCUGAUCCCUCUACCAACUACAGCAGCAACUCGAGGAAGCAGAGCGGAGAAUAGCAUGCUUCCUUCCAUAGAUUUACAAGUGGCGAAUGGCGUUGUCGUCAGUAGUGGCAUUUGCAAUGAUUUCAAGUACCCGAAUAGACCUUCAUUAACAAGUAUUGACUACAAGAGGCCAUCUCUCCCUGUGCGAUUAAAGAACUUAUCCUCGAGUGGCUCGACCUCACUAGGCAGGAGUCCUUAUCAUCUUUAUUCGUAUAACAAUAGCAGCCAUUAUCUACUUGGUACCUCUAGAACAAAAUCUCAAAAGAACAAAAGCACCUUGGCCUCUAUUCCAUGCUCUCCUGGUCAUCAGGUCCAUCCACAAGUUGAUCCGGGGCCUAUUCUAGGGGUUCGUCGUCCAAUCCGUACAAAACAAUAUCUUUUAUAUGAUGUGCCCUUUUAUGGUAUUGAAAAUGUCGACAUCUCUUCUAGUCGCCACGAUUUACUGAUGAGACAACAUUCUUUGGAUGGGCAUAACUCUGGCGAUGCUUCCCAUGCUAUUGCCAGUAUUAGUACUGCUGAUGCUAAUAAUAGUCCUAGCAUUGGAACUGAUACCAAUGUAGGUGCUGGGGCUGCUAGCCCAAGCUUGGCAGAGCACAGAGAACAUAUUUGGUUUAUUGCACAUGAGCAUGAGUAUGGGACAGAGGCGAGAGCCGAUGGCGGGGAUAUCAGUAAUGCGGCUGUAGGUAGCCAGGCAUUGCUGAAAGGCCGGCACAAGAGAUUUCAAAGAAGUGUUCCGAUUCAAGAAGUGUACACCAGUAAGAGCAGUAAUAGUAGCUCUGCCCCACAACCCAAAGACGUAAGCUUUGCCUCACAGGGAGGAAUGCUUUCACCACAAGAAACUGGUUCGUCGACAAUCUCAAAGAUAACAACGACAUCUACAAGGCCUAGUGGAGCAAGUAGCGAGGGUCCUACUGCUGAAGGAACAGGUGAUGGCGCUGAGGAUCUUCUUGAUCAACCUCGACGACAGCAACUUCAGGAUGGUUCACUGAACCAGAUACCACACGUGAGUCAGGGAGUCUAUGGUCCAGAUACAUUCGCUGAGUAUCUUUUGGAAAGUAGUAAACCGCCAAAUUCACCACAGAGGCAUCGAAGGCGGUAUUCAAGGGCGAUGAACCAACACUGGAAAAACUGUCUAUGUUUCUUGGUGUUCGUAGCUGUGAUAGUGGUGGUACCUUUAAUGGUGAUUCGUAAAGGGCCUUCCUCCUCCUCUUCUUCUUCAGACCCCAGCCAGCAUAACUGA
This is a messenger RNA of Lobosporangium transversale, 1983 nucleotides long. RefSeq lists its product as hypothetical. Lineage: Eukaryota; Fungi; Mortierellomycota; Mortierellomycetes; Mortierellales; Mortierellaceae. The transcript has a single exon. Bases 1 to 1983 code for a protein of 660 amino acids. The record is from RefSeq and is a predicted model, not a curated record.